Phyllostomus hastatus (greater spear-nosed bat) is the source of this 1290-nucleotide messenger RNA. It is a transcript of the gene LYPD3, whose product is annotated as LY6/PLAUR domain containing 3. Gene Ontology annotation, cellular component: plasma membrane. The transcript has 5 exons. The record is from RefSeq and is a predicted model, not a curated record. The coding region runs from base 75 to 1109 and encodes 344 amino acids. Lineage: Eukaryota; Metazoa; Chordata; Mammalia; Chiroptera; Phyllostomidae.
CUGGGCCCAGGUAAGAGGAGCUGGGUUGGGAAGUGGCACACCGAGGGGGGACGCCAAGGGAGCAGGAUCGAAGCAUGGCCCCUGCCAGGAACGCAGGUGCCCGGGCAGUGAUCUGGACUACAGGUUGGCUGCUGCUGCCCAUACUGCUUCGAGAAGGAGCGCAGGCUCUGGAGUGCUACAGCUGCGUGCAGAAAGCAGAUGACGGGUGCUCGCCACAGAAGAUCAAGACCGUGAAGUGCGCGCCAGGACUGGAAGUCUGCACAGAGGCCGUGGGGGCGGUGGAGACCAUCCACGGACAAUUCUCGUUGGCAGUCCGCGGCUGCGGUUCGGGACUCCCGGGCAAGAAUGACCGCGGGCUGGACCUUGCCGGGCUUCUGGCCUUCAUCCAGCUGCAGCAAUGCUCGGAGGACCGCUGCAACGCCAAGCUCAACCUCAGCUCGCAAGCGCUCACCCCGGCAGGCAAUGAGAGUGCGAACGAGCCCAACGGCGCCGAGUGCUACAGCUGCGUGGGGCUGAGCCGCAAGGCGUGCCAGGGUACCAAACCGCCGGUCGUGAGCUGCUACAACGCCAGCGACCGCGCCUACAAGGGCUGUUUCGACGGCAACGUCACCCUGACUGCAGCCAACGUGACUGUAUCCCUGCCUGUCCGGGGCUGCGUCCAGGACGAGUUCUGCACCCGGGAUGCGGUGACAGGCCCGGGAUUCACGCUCAGCGGCUCCUGCUGCAAGGGGCCUCGCUGUAACGCAGACCUCCGCAACAAGACCUACUUCUCCCCGCGGAUCCCGCCGCUUGUCCUGCUGCCGGCUGCUCCGCCCACCACGCGGGCUCCAACCACCGCUGUCACAACUUCCACCCCGACCCCAACCACGACCGUCUCUGCCACCAAGCCCACUCUAGCCUCCACCAGCCAGACUCCUCCAAAAGAAGCAGAACCUGAGACCUUCCGGGAAGAGGGAUUUAGCUUGGCUGGAGGUGCUGUUAGUCACCAGGACCGCAGUAAUAAGGAGCAGUACCCCACAAAAAAUUGGGCCCAUAACAAAGGCUCUGAAGCUCCCUUGGCAGGCUUGAUGGGUCUUGUGUUGGCCGUGGCUGCUGGCACCCUGCUGUGAGCUUCUCCACCUGGAAAACUCCCUCUUGCCCUCCUUCCCUGGCCCUGGGUACCCACCUUCUCUUCCCUUUCCCACCACUGGACUGGGCUGGCCCAGUCCCAGUUUUUCCAUUUACCCCAGUACUGCUGGCUGCUGCUGCACUGGUUUGCGGCUUCGGGAAAUAAAGUUACCAUUGUAUAUA